Purpureocillium takamizusanense is the source of this 1777-nucleotide messenger RNA. It is a transcript of the gene TSR3, whose product is annotated as ribosome biogenesis protein tsr3. The record is from RefSeq and is a predicted model, not a curated record. Lineage: Eukaryota; Fungi; Ascomycota; Sordariomycetes; Hypocreales; Ophiocordycipitaceae. The transcript has a single exon. Gene Ontology annotation, biological process: maturation of SSU-rRNA. Bases 134 to 1504 code for a protein of 456 amino acids. Gene Ontology annotation, molecular function: rRNA small subunit aminocarboxypropyltransferase activity.
CCAUCAACCACCACCACUCUCACGACAGUCACGACCAUCCGCCGCGCCGUUGCACACGCUUUCCGUCUACCUCCUCAUUUAAAAGCAGAAACGGGCAGCCUGUUCCACUCAGCUCAGAUCACAGGCGCAAGACAUGGUCCGGCACAAAAAAGACUUUGCCGGGCGUGGCAAGAAGUCCGGAUAUCGCGGCGGCGGUGCCAGCAGAGGGCCUCCCCGCCAACAUCAACACCAACACGACGACGACAACGACAACCAUGCCUCCUCCUCCUCCUCCUCCUCCCAACCGGUCUUCAAGGCCGCCUGCUGGGAUCUCGGCCACUGCGACCCCAAGCGCUGCUCCGGCAAGAAGCUCAUGAAGCUGGGCCUCAUGCGCGACCUGCACCUGGGCCAGCGCCACAACGGCGUCAUCAUCACGCCCAACGGCAAGCAGGUCGUCUCGCCCGCCGACCGCGACCUCAUGGACCAGUACGGCGCCGCCGUCGUCGAGUGCUCGUGGGCCCGCACCGGCGAGAUCCAGUGGAGCAAGGUCGGCGGCAAGUGCGAGCGCCUGCUGCCCUACCUCGUCGCCGCCAACACGGUCAACUACGGCAAGCCCUGGCGCCUCAACUGCGUCGAAGCCCUCGCCGCUGCCUUCUGCAUCUGCGGCCAUACGGACUGGGCCGAGCAGAUCCUCGCGCCCUUCUCCUACGGCAGGUCCUUCCUCGACAUUAACGCCAGCGUCCUGAGGCGCUACGCCGCCUGCGCCGACGCCGCCGAGGUCAAAAAGACGGAGGCGGAGUGGAUGGAACGCCUGGAGAAGGAGUACACCGAGAGCAGGGAGCAGGGCGCCGGUGACGACAUGUGGACGAGCGGGAAUACCAACCACAUGCCGCAGCUGUCAUCAUCUGACGACGGCGAGGAUGAUGACGAUGAUGAUGAUGAUGAUGAUGAUGAAGAAGGCGAUGACGACCAGGAUGCCCGCUCCAACGCCAGCGUAGACGGCAUAUACCUAGGCAAGCGGCCUCUCGAUCCAAAACCGGGAGAGGCUCCAGCCGCGCAGAACGAGGAGAGCCAAAGGCCUAGGGACCCCUUCGACAUCUCCGACGACAGCGACGAUGAAGCCGCCAUGGCCGAGAUCCGCCGCAAGGUCCUCGCCUCCAAGACUUUUUCCAACCCCAACCCCGACCGCGACGAGCUCCGUGACCCCGAGGCGGGCGAUGGCCGCGACAGGAAGCCGGCGACGAUACCGCGCCCCCAGCAGCGGCACCAGUACAAGGCCGACCUCGAGAUCCGGCCCGACUCGGACAACAGCGAUCACAGCGACGGGAGCGGCCUCGGCGGCGGGGAUGGCCAUGACGACGAUGGUGGCGACGACGAUGAUGACGACGAGUUUGACCACAUCAUCGAGGCUACGCCCGUGACGGACAAAAUUGGGCUGGCCAAGCUGGAAAAGGAGCGGAGGCAGGCGACCACCACCAGCAGGACGUACUCGUCCAACGUGGUGUCUGCGCCGAACAGGUGGUAGCAGCGCACCCACAAAAUGCCAACAACGCGAACAUGCAGCCGCUAGCCGCUCCACGGCGGUCAGCCUCGUACAAUUUCACACUCUCACCACGGGCUGAAGGGAACGUUCCCGUAGCCCACGCUCCUAAGUGGUGUUGAUACUGUUGUACAUGACCCAGUCUAUCCCGCCCCUGCGGCGACCCUGCAAGCGCUCCGCUCAAGUCUUGUGCGUGUAUGAUACAUGAUGUUCAUAGUGUACAGCAUCUAUGUCCUCUACCCGUCUCUUACAGUGUCC